Messenger RNA from Zeugodacus cucurbitae (melon fly), 916 nucleotides. RefSeq names its product seminal metalloprotease 1-like. The coding region runs from base 98 to 853 and encodes 251 amino acids. The record is from RefSeq and is a predicted model, not a curated record. Gene Ontology annotation, molecular function: zinc ion binding; metalloendopeptidase activity. The transcript has 2 exons. Lineage: Eukaryota; Metazoa; Arthropoda; Insecta; Diptera; Tephritidae. Gene Ontology annotation, biological process: proteolysis.
CAUUCACUUCAGUACUUUAUAACAACAAAUAGUGAACAUUAGUAUUAGAGUACGGAAAAUAUUAGUUCGAAAAUUCGAAAUAUUCAUCACGGGAAAGAUGAUAUUUGUGGGUUUCUUGCUGCUUUCUGUGAUUGGUGGAAGUCGGGCUCUACCAGUAGAUGAACGGCAGGAAGACGAUCCUGAACUAACUGCUGGCUACUUUGAAGGUGAUAUUGUGUUGGACGCGUCCCCACGUAAUGGCGUAAGGACUGGAUCCCGUUGGCCCGACGCUAUUGUCUAUUAUAAAUUUAUGGAUGGAUUUUUUGACAAGAAACAGAUAGAUUUUAUUAAACAUGCCAUGAAAACUAUAGAAGAAGAUACUUGCGUUCGCUUCAAAAAGGCCGGCGAUAAUCAACCAUAUUUCAUCAACAUAACAGGCACCCCGGAUGGCUGUUUCUCCCAUGUUGGAUAUGAUAAUAAAGUUCAAGCGUUCAAUCUGAAACCGUAUCCCGUAGAAGAGGGCUGCUUUCGUUUGGGUAGCAUAAUGCACGAAUUGAUGCACACACUCGGUUUCCAUCAUAUGCAGAACACUUAUAACCGUAACAAAUAUGUGCAUAUUAAAAAGAAAAAUAUUAAAAAAGGCCAUCGACAUAAUUUUAAAAGAUAUGGAAGGAAACAUAUUGAAGAUUUUGAAGCAAAAUACGAUUACGGUAGUAUUAUGCAUUAUAAAAAGCGUGCUUUCUCGAAGAACGGCGAAAAGACUAUAGUGCCACGGAAGAAAGUGAAGAAGGGUGAAAUGGGUCAGCGCGAAGCUUUAAGUAAAAUUGAUAUUUACAAAUUGAAUAAAAUGUAUAAAUGUAAGAAAAAGCAUUAAUUAACUGUGUUGUUGUUGGUGUAAGUGGUUCCAUUUAAUAUAUGCGCAUAUAUAUAUAUAUAA